AUGUCUCAGGCGGCGGCGGGGAGAGGCGGGCGGGUUAUCGGCGAUUACGCGGUGGGUCGACAAAUCGGGUCGGGUUCGUUCUCGGUGGUUUGGGAAGGGAGGCAUCUUGUCCAUGGCACCGUGGUUGCAAUCAAAGAGAUCGCCAUGGCUCGGCUUAACAAAAAGUUGCAGGAGAGUCUCAUGUCGGAGAUUUUCAUUUUGAAGAAGAUCAAUCAUCCCAACAUCAUCCGCUUUAUCGACAUGAUCGAGCACUCGCUUUCUGAUUCUCCCGAGUUCCCUUUGGUUCUCAUAGCUCCCGGGAAAAUAAAUUUGGUGUUGGAGUACUGCAAAGGGGGUGAUCUGUCUAUGUUUAUUCAGAGACAUGGAAGAAUCGCUGAUGCGACUGCUAAGCAUUUCAUGCAGCAGUUAGCGGCUGGUUUACAAGUUCUUCGUGACAAUAAUAUCAUUCACCGAGAUUUGAAGCCUCAGAAUCUUCUUCUAUCCACAGAUGAUAAUGAUGCAGCUCUGAAGAUUGCGGAUUUUGGAUUUGCAAGGCUUAGAUCUUUGCAGCCUAGGGGUUUGGCAGAAACUUUAUGUGGUUCUCCACUGUAUAUGGCCCCAGAGAUUAUGCAGCUUCAAAAGUAUGAUGCAAAGGCAGAUCUCUGGAGUGUUGGUGCUAUAUUAUUUCAACUUGUGACAGGCAGAACCCCUUUUACAGGAAACAGCCAAAUUCAGUUGUUCCAGAACAUUAUGAGAUCAACUAAAUUGCAUUUUCCAGUAGACUGUAGAGACUUGUGUACUGACUGUAAAGAUCUAUGUCAAAAAUUGCUGCGCCGUAAUCCAGUGGAACGCUUGACAUUUGAAGAGUUCUUUCAUCACCCUUUUCUUUCAGACAGACAAUCAUAUGAUUUGCCAAGGAGUAGAUUAGGUUCAAGAACGAUGGAUGAUUUUAAUUCAUCCGGAAGUAGUCCCUCAAGAAACAUGGAAGAAAUCUCUCAAGAGGACGGUUUGCCGUUCUUUUUAGAUGAUGAUUCUAGUGGACCUGAGGGAAGCCCUUCAUAUGUUAAACAUACCUCCCCGAUGAAGUCUUCUUAUGGAUUUAGUAUUGAGAGCAGAGGUGAGAGAAGGGAGGCUGCAUCUAGUCCUCUGAAAAACAUGGAACUUACUUCCAGAUAUAGUAGAGUUAGUAAUAGAGCAGAAACUAAUAAAUUCAAGUUCGAAAGCCAUAGAUUAUCAGAUAGAAACCAAUACAGACCCUCAAGCUUGCCUGAUUCCAGAUCACUUAGUACUCAAGGAAGAGGGGAUUCGCCAGAUUCAAUGGAUCAAGAUUAUGUUCUGAUAUCUGGACCACCAGUGGAUAUACCAUCAUCUGCAUCUGGUUCUCCGAAGCCUUUCAAUUACCCAUUCAAAUCGCAUUCUCCUCCUGUAGAGUUCACUAAGAGAAACGUAACUACUUCAACGCCUCCUAUGCCAAUAGCUGGUUCCACUGGCAGCAACAUUGGUCGGUUUGAAAGCUUGGAGAGUCAGAAUUCUCUCCCCGGUACUUCCCAUGGGUCUCUGGACCUUGUGGAUGCUUUUGAACAGCCGUCAACUAACAGCACGACAAGAAUCCGGUCUUUGCAAAAGUGUGCAGCAACGAUUGCAGAAUUGGUUCGUGAAAGAACUGAAUCAGGUAAACAGUUAGAGGCUUUCUCGAUCCAACUUGUGAUUCUUGCAAUCUGGAAUCAAGCACUGCACAUCAGUCAUACUCAGGCGGUCUCGGGCCUAGAAGGAAGCUUGCGCCAAGACACUAACAGAGUAAGAAGGAAUAUCAUCCAUGAAGGUUCAGAGAAGAUAUUGUCUCAGAUUCAGAGAGAGUUUGUGCAAGAGGUCGAGCGUGCUGAAGAACUUGCCAAGUUUGUUGAACCUGGCAAUACAAAGAUGCCGGAUGCAAUGGAGAUAAUAUUCCAAGCAGCUCUUACUCUCGGCAUACGUGGAGGGGUGGAUGAGGUGGUGAUGGGAGAGGCAGAGAACGCAGGAAACCUCUACUCAAAAGCGGUGCGCUUGCUAGUCUUCCUUGUAGUGGAGGCGCAAACGCUGAUUCUAAAUCCGCCUUUGACGCUCACAAACUCAGUAAAGUAUCGAAUCAGAGUAUAUAUUGACUCCCUCAUAAGCAGAUUAAAACAUCUACAGUCACAUAAAAGAACUCCAGGUCUUCAGAAACCAUGA
Messenger RNA from Thlaspi arvense, 2187 nucleotides. The record is from the annotation of a GenBank genome assembly. NCBI's taxonomy places the organism in Eukaryota, Viridiplantae, Streptophyta, Magnoliopsida, Brassicales, Brassicaceae.